AUGCAGAUGGGAAGGGGAGCAAGAAGCUGUCACCGCGUCCUGGUCACAGGUCUGUGCCUCACCCUCGCCUCUCUCCGCAGCCCUCCAUCCCUCUCAGAGCUCCCCAGCAACCACGACAGAGACGACUUCCUUGUGGGGCAGCCCGUGCCAACCAGUGUGGUCCUAAGUUGGAAAAAUGAAGACCAAGCCGCUUUUGCGUUCUGGUAUAGUAUAAAGAAUGAGACAAGUGGCAAAUGGGUCACUCAGCAAACACAGUACAGCAUCACAGGAAGAGACAAGGAGAACUUGGCAGAGCCCGCUUUCAUCAAUGUCACAACGGAGCCUCUUCCGGUGUCUGGUCUGAGCGUGGCCUUCGUGGGGGAAACACAGGUUGUCCUUACCUGGGGCAGUGACAAUGGCACCGCGUCCUGCAGGCUGUUUCUUGAAAGUCAGGAGAUGCUAAUCAACAUUUCAGAUCCGAGGCCUGGGUUUCGGCCCAGCCCCUGGGAGGAGAACCAAGACACAGAAGUUCUGAUCAGGGGAUUAAAUGCAUGGUACAAUGUCACUGUUUACCCUCGGGCGGCAGACAGCACGGAGGGAUGGCCCAGCAGCUUGGAGUUCAGAACAAAUUCUGAGCAGGUGAUUGACAUCAAACCUGUGAACAUCAGUGCCACGAGCCUCAGCCUGACCUGGACAGUGAGCCACAAUGGGUCAUCCUCUGCCUAUACCUAUGAGAUCCACGUGGCCGGGCACAAUGAGUCCCUCACCCUCAGUGUCAAUGAGACUUACACCUACAUCCAUGGCCUCCACUCGAGCACCCUUUACAACAACACAGUGUGUCCUUUCCUGCGAAAAGUGGAGGGCACACCAGCUUUCCUUCAGGUGUACACCUCUCCUUUUCCAGUCUUUGACUUCUGAGUGACGAGUGUGGACAUGAGGCAAAUUGGCUUGGUGUGGAACAGCAGCGACUCAGAGUCCUUUAUAAUUGUCACAAACCAGGAUGUGUCUGGAGAACAUCACAGCAAUGUGACCAGCUACCUGCAGAUUCUCACUGUGGGCUUAAUGCCUGCAACCAACUACCAUUUUGAAAUAUUUCCACAAGGACCCAAUGGGACUGCAGGGGAGCCCACAGCCAUUCACAGUCGGAUUGUCUCCAGUGCAGUGUCUAACGUCAGCAUGGUUAAUGUCACCAGCACGGAGAUGGCGCUGGAGUGGCAGAACACAGACCGUGCCGCUGAAUCUGUCUACCACAUGUGGGUCCAGUCUGCCAAUGGCUCCAGGGAAACAAACAGCUCUCAGGAGACAAUCUUUCUGUCGGACCUGCACCCGGGCACUCCCUAUAACAUCUCCAUCUCUCCCGUGCUGGGCCAGGUCUGGGGGGACUCCAGCAGCAUCAUGCAGUACAUACGGCCCAGCAAUGUGUCUGACAUUGAAGUAAAUGCCAACGCUAUGGCGGCCUACCUGAAAUGGGAGAGCCUGGAUACAGCCUCUCUUACCUACUCCUACCACCUUCUUAUCAAGGAGGAUGGGGAUGGUGGCAGCACCAUACAGAACAUCACUGUCACCGGAGUCACGCAUGACACAAUCCUUGGAUUAGUACCGGGCUCAUCUUACACUGUGGAGAUCUUUGCAGAAGUCAGGGGUGUUGAGUCCCUGGUUCCAAACCGGAAGAACUUCUGCACAGAGUUUGCCCCUGUGGUUUCCUUUCAUUGCCACACAGUCCCUCAGAACUCCAGCUUGGUCCUGACAUGAAGCCGCCCUUCUGGCAACCAUACCGGCUUCCAGUUGGGGCUCAGCAGUGGGACCUUGAUUAAUACAGUGUAUCACCUGGCAGGCUGCUGCCCAGAUACCAGCACCCACUGCAGGACCGAAGUGCCAAGUUUGAAUUACUCUACAUGGUACAACAUCAGCAUUGCCACGGAGUCCUGCGGGGCCACAGCAACUGCUGUCCAAAACACCUGCCUCCCGGGCAUCACAGAACCUCCUGCCCCGGAUGGCGCCCCGAGCAUCACAUCAAUCACCCACAACUCCAUCAGAAUCCAGUUUAGUGGGUUUGAAGCCAGCCACGGCCCCAUCGGAGCCUACGCCAUUAUCCUCAGCACUGGGAAGGCUGACUACCCUACUCCAGAUAUUCUGAGAUACACCUAUGCCAAUUUCAAAAAGGGCACCUCAGAUACCUAUGUGACAUACCUCAUAUGUAUAGAGGACGAGGUGCCGUCCCAGCACUCAACCAGAACCUUGAAAUACGAGAUCGAAGUUGGCAAUGAGUCUAUCACAGGGGGCUACUACAAUGGCAAACUGGAGCCACUGGGCUCCUACCGGGUCUGUGUGGCUGGCUUCACCAACAUCAAUUUCAGCCUUCAGCAUGACAGACUCAUCAGUGGGGCCGAGAGCUAUGUGUCCUUCAGCCCCUACUCGGAGGCUGUGUUCUUGCCUCAGGACCCAGGUGUCAUCUGUGGAGCUGUGUUUGGAUGCAUCUUUGGUGCCCUGGUCAUUGUGGCUGUGGGAGGCUUCAUCUUCUGGAGAAAGAAAAGGAAAGAGGCAAAGAACAGUGAUGUGUCCUUUUCCCAAAUUAAGCCUAAAAAGCCCAAGUUGAUCAGAGUGGAGAAUUUUGAGGCUUAUUUUAAGAAGCAGCAUGCCGAUUCCAACUGCGGGCUUGUGUAGGAGUAUGAAGAUCUGAAGCUGGUUGGAAUCAGUUUGCCUAAAUAUGUGGCUGAGCUGGCUUAGAACAGAGGGAAGGAUUGCUACAGCAGUGUCCUGCCCUAUGAUACUUCCUGUGUCAAUCUUUCAGUCCAGACCCAUUCCACAGAUGACUACAUCAAUGCCAACUACAUGCCUGGCUACCAUUCCAAGAGAGAUUUUAUUGCCACACAAGGGUCUUUGGUCAAUACUUUGAAAGAGUUUUGGCAUAUGGUCUGGGAGAAAUAUGCCAUUGUUAUGUUGACCAAAUGUGUUGAACAGGGAAGGACCCAAUGUGAAUGGCCUUCUAAGCAGGCCCAGGACUACGUGGACAUAAUGGCAAUGACAGCAGAAAUUGUUCUCCAAGAGUGGAUCAUCAGAGAUUUCACAGUGAAAAAUGUGCAGACAAGUGACAGUCACUGGCUGAGACAGUUCCAUUUCACCUCUUAACUGGACCACGAUGUCCCAGACACCACAGAUCUGCUGAUCAACUUCCGGUACCUAGUUCGGGACUACAUGAAGCAGAGUCCUCCACAGUCCCCGAUUCUCGUGCACUGCAGCGCUGGCGUUGGCAGGACGGGCACUUUCAUUGCUGUUGAUCCGAUCGAGAACGAGAACACUGUGGAUGUGUAUGGCAUUGUGUAUGACCUCCACAUGCAUCGCCCACUCAUGGUGCAGACCGAGGAUCAGUAUGCUUUCCUCAACCAAUGUGUCUUGGAUAUAGUCCGAUCACAGAGAGACUCCAAAGUGGAUCUCAUCUACCAGAAUACCACUGCAAUGACCAUCUAAGAGAACCUGGAGCCGGGAGGCAAGUUCGGAAAGACCAAUGGUUGUAUCGCCUGAGUCCAAAGCAGAGGCCCUGGAGGGCAGCCGGACAUCACCCCCACAGCCACAGAGAAUGCCCCGGUCCACUUGUUUUCUUGUGUCUCAAAUCUCGGUUCUCUUUUGUGUUCUGCUAGGAGCCGGCUGUGGGCAGGGUGUGAAGCCAAGCUGGUGAAACCUGGCAGCCACAAGGUGCAGCUGGGGCCGUGCGCUGUGGUGGG
Molecule: messenger RNA, 3701 nt
Organism: Cavia porcellus (domestic guinea pig)
Lineage: Eukaryota; Metazoa; Chordata; Mammalia; Rodentia; Caviidae
Product: receptor-type tyrosine-protein phosphatase eta-like
Biological process (GO): peptidyl-tyrosine dephosphorylation involved in inactivation of protein kinase activity
Cellular component (GO): signaling receptor complex
Molecular function (GO): protein binding; protein tyrosine phosphatase activity
Source: RefSeq, a predicted model, not a curated record